GUAUCUGCGGCUGAUCUAUAAUUAGUAGCGGUUUUAGAUGUAUUAGAAGUGUCGAGCCGCUCACAACGAACAAAACAAAGAUGUCAAGAAUAUACGACGAAGUGGACUCGGGCUAUGCUGAAGCAUGCAGUGACGUCACAGUUUGUUCUAACAAGAAAGGGUUCUUCAAAGACUUAGCGAAUGAAGUAGUAUCUAUCGCGGAAUCCACCGGCUUUUUGAACACAUUUGACGAAAUCGAUGAACGCAGCAAGGUUAAGGCUGUUAUGGAAAAUGAACCGAUAAUGACAACUCUCCAAACGGUAUUUUCACGUAUAGAGCCUAUUUACCGUGGUAAAGAUGCAAGAGUUUCUUAUGAAAGAAGAAUUGCUGCACAAGCUGCUUUAAAAGAAAAUCAAUUGCCCAAGGCGCUGUCAUUAGCCAGCCAAGCUGUUCUUCGAUCUACUAUGACUGGUGUGGAUGAAGUUAUUGAUGGUGGCGUGACCCUUGCUCUGGCGCUUUGGGUUAGGUCAGAAGUUCUAUUGAAACUCGAAAAGCCAAACGCUGCGUUGGAAGAUCUAAAACUUGCGUUAAAGGAACGCCUUCCUGCGAAGAUGCGAGCGCAAUACUAUUGGCGAAUGGGCCACUGCUAUAAAGGAGCACUAGAGCCAACAAGAGCCAAAGUGUCUUACGAGUUAGCUGGACGGCUGUUGGGCAACAAUGAAGAGGCGAAAAUUGAAUUGCAAAAGGAUAUAGAAUCACUCGACCACACACAAAAUAAAUCGGCUACAAAAUCGUCUGGCAUAACUCUAACGGGCGGUGCUAAGAUGAACAAACCCGCAUUAUCAAAGUUAGUCAAAAUAACUGAAGAAGAAAAUAAGGGACGUUUUGUUGUCGCAAAUGAUCAGAUAAAAACCGGCGAUGUCCUUUUAGUUGACAGUCCCUACGCAGCGUGCCUCAUAUCUGAUUAUUACGGCUCUCAUUGUUUGCACUGUUUCAAAAGGCUCGAAAUCUGUGACAAUGGAGCUCCAAUUUGGUGUCCUAUUUGUUCCGGUGUCGCGUUUUGUAGCGUCGAAUGCCGCGAUGUUGCUGUAACGACUUACCACCCUCAUGAGUGUAAAUUCAUAGACAUUUUUAUAGGAUCUGGCAUGUCAAUACUCAGUCACAUUGCUCUACGGAUGAUAACACAAGCAGGCUUAGAGACGAGCUUACAAAUCUACUCAAGUUACGUCAAUAACGGUAUUAAAACCGUCGAAGCUACGAUCGUAAAUGAUAUCGAAGGAUCCGCGAAGAAGUCAAGGAUAAAAAGUAGAAAGGAAAGAUUAAAUAGAUCGAGAAAAUAUCACAAGAAUUUUUCCGAUCAAAAUGUAAAUUGCGAGGCAAAAAGUGUGGAAGAUAAAGAGAGCUAUCAAGACAAAUUAGAGAUGACAGCUGCACAAAUAUAUUCCUUAUGUACUCAUUCUACUUUGAGAAAAGGGCGGGACUAUCUCAAACGGGUAGUAAUGGCGAUGUUUCUCACUGAAUGUUUAAAGAGAAGCGGCUUUUUUAAUAAAUUGGAUAUAGAAAGCGAGAUAAAAGCUAAAACCUCUAUAUGCGAGCUUAUUAUUCACAACCUACAACUCCUACAAUUCAAUGCCCAUGAAAUUUAUGAGACAGUAAGGGGGCAACACCAGUUUUCUGGAUCAAAGCCAGUAUACAUUGCAGUUGGAAUUUAUCCUACAGGCGCUCUAUUUAAUCAUGAAUGCUACCCAGCCGUAGCCAGGUACUUCGAAGGAAAGAAGAUUGUCCUUCGUGCAAUCCGACCGCUUAGUCCUGGGGCCACGGUCUCUGAAAACUAUGGCCCACACUUCCUUGUGCGGAGUUAUAAGGAGAGGCGAAGAGCUCUGGCUUGCCGAUAUUGGUUCCAAUGUGAAUGUGUCGCGUGUCGAGAAGAUUGGCCGACGCUGAAGCAAAUGCAAUCCUUGACUCCAUAUUUACGUUGUCCCAAUACGGAUUGUACUAGUAAGUUCCAAGCAAACCCGAAGAGCUUGCCAAGCAAAUGCUCUAAAUGUUCGACAGUGAUCGAUCCCAAAUUGAUUAAAAUGUGCAUGGAAACUAUUGACGAAUGUCAAACACUGUAUCAAGAAGGUGCAAAACUGAUGGAUCAGGAAAACCUUGAGGCGCUAUCAUCACUUUGCAAAGGCGUCGAUUUGUUUCACGAGGUUGCCACCCCUCCACAUCGUGAUACUCACCUCGCACAAGAAUCGCUUAGAGUUUGCUUUGCAGCAGCUGGCAACAUUUAUAAAGUUCCCGAAGCUAGCAUCUAAAAAUAUUUAUCCCUAGUAGCUAGCUAGCUAACUCCUGUUAGGACAACUUAGAUCGUUAGAAAUUGAAGUCAAUAGUACUAAUGCUGUUAUAAACUCUCACCCGUCUUCCGGGGCAUGCCUCAAGUUACAAGCUGAGUCUAUACUAUCAUAAGAAAUUCUGAGGUGUAGAAUGUAUAAGAAACUAAAGCACAGAAGAAUAUGAUACUAUUUGUUGCCUAACACUUCAUCAAACCAUUCCUGAGAUCCGAUAACACCCACAGACUUUGACGUAGCAAAAAAUGGGGGUUCACAAUUCAAAUGCGGGUUUGUACAAAUAUUAAUAUGGUCUGAUAGUGUUGAACUGAAUUUUGCUUGACUUCACCUAUUCAUGUAGACAAAUUAAAAGCUAACCAACAGGUACUAU
Pieris napi is the source of this 2685-nucleotide messenger RNA. RefSeq names its product SET and MYND domain-containing protein 4 (gene Smyd4-2). Gene Ontology annotation, molecular function: protein binding. NCBI's taxonomy places the organism in Eukaryota, Metazoa, Arthropoda, Insecta, Lepidoptera, Pieridae. The record is from RefSeq and is a predicted model, not a curated record. Bases 81 to 2282 code for a protein of 733 amino acids. The transcript is spliced from 13 exons.